This is a messenger RNA of Marasmius oreades (fairy-ring Marasmius), 3465 nucleotides long. RefSeq lists its product as uncharacterized. The transcript has 4 exons. The record is from RefSeq and is a predicted model, not a curated record. NCBI's taxonomy places the organism in Eukaryota, Fungi, Basidiomycota, Agaricomycetes, Agaricales, Marasmiaceae. The coding region runs from base 183 to 2999 and encodes 938 amino acids.
CAUAGUCUCGCGUCCAACGCCGUCCAACGCCGCCAGCGUGUUCGUUGACCGGACCAUUUCCUGCUGCGAGGUCUUCGCUUAGCAUCCCUAUACUAGGAUCAAGUCUCAAUCUUUCGUGAACAUCUACUGGACUUCAUCUUACCUCGAAACCGAUACCUUCUACAAGUUAUUAACACGUCACUAUGUCAAAUAUCCCUAUCCCAACCACCCCUCGGCCUCGGCGGUCGACCGCGACAUCCACAAACACAGAGGAGCGGGAAGGGCCUUCGACUAUCGGAUCCCAGAGAAACAAAGAAGAUUCCGUUCUAUUAUUUGGAGAAUCGCCAAGCAAAAAAGGAUCGUCCAGCGUCAAAUAUGGGGGAAAGAGGAAAAGCGGUGGUCCAUUGGGUCCAUUGGUAGGGCCCGGGAGUAUUCCUAGUGCUAGUAAAACCCCCGACUUGCGCAGGGAGAGCCUUUCUGCACGACUUGGAAUCGGCCGUGAUGUAAGCGAUUCGAUUUCAACGCCGACCUCGACGUCAAAGAGGAAGAAUAGCGUUAGCCGUGGAUCGAAGAAGAAACCCGAAUCGUCCGCGCCAGGCUCCGUUUCAACGCCUACACCUACCUCCCAAAAAUCCAAAAAUUUAAAGCGUAAUCAUGUUGUUUCUAUGUCGAUAUCCACCGACGAGGAGCAGCGGCAGGAUUUGUCCGGUUCCGAGCUUUCGGAACUGACAACACCUCCCUCUUCGCCUGUGAGAAUGACGGUCAAACAAAGAGGAGAACAGCAACCGCCUUCUACCAAGAUUUCUUUCAUACCUAUAUCAAGUUCCUCUCUAUCUGGUUCUCCGAAGAAGCAAUCUGCCAGCAAAACGCAGAAGUCGACUUACCAAAAGCCGAAACCCGUCUCGAAAUCGGCGUCAUGGGCUCCUUCUACCGCUAAUGGUAUGACCGAGGUACUUGAUACCUGGUCACUAGAACGACUUGGGAACCAUGUAUGGGUGAUGCUAGGCCUUGGUCUUCCGGAUGGUCGUGUGCUAGUCUACCAGAGCUCUGAGGACGGCGAGGGAGGCCAGGAGGAUGGACUUCAAUGGUGUUGGUGGCCUGCUAAGCUCAGACGGUCAAAGGUCGCUGACAAGGACACGCUCAUUCUUACGCCCUACUCACUCUCUACAUCGCCGAAAAAUAGGGACCUUCAACUCCCGGUUGCCAACGCUAGCUCAUCCAAUAUCCUCUCGUUUUCUAAUAACCUUGAACAUGUCAGGUUUGAGAAGCUCACAUUCCUCUCCCGUUCGUCGCAUAACGUUGAACCGAUUUCGGCCGUCCAGAGGUCUCCGAAGAAGAAGCGCAAACUGGAGAAGUCGGGGAUUGAAGCGCGAUUCGAUCAAGCUUUAGCCUUGGCCCUUGAAGACGAAGAGUCACUGAACGAUGGCGUUCCGUCGUUGUAUAACGCGCUCAGUCGUGGUGGUAGUUUCUCAACGACGAAUGCACCAGUGUCUAGGAAAGGAAAGAGUCGGCAAGUUGCCAAGGACUCCAUCUCAGACGACAACGCCGAGGUCAACGGUGGUGAGGGAGAAUGGGACGACGUUGUUGAUUCAGGAGCAGAUGAGCUACUCGACAUCCCUGGCGAAAGGGUUCUUUGUCGUGCGACGAAGAAUCCGGCGACGGCGUAUUGGCCGGCACAAGUGAUUGAUUAUGUCCCGCCUCCGUCACGCAUCAGGAAGAAAACUAAGGGCAAGAGUCAGGAGUCCAUGGCAGGGAAGUAUAGAGUGGUUUUCUUGGAUGAACUAGAAAUGGAGGUACCACGAGAUUGGUUUUACGCAUCACACGAAGAUGGGUUUGGGAGGUGUAAGCUAGGGAAAUUCCAGAGUGAAUUCGUCGAUAAUCCAAAUGACACUGCUGACGACGAAGAUUCUUAUUCCGAUUUCGAUUUCGAGGCAGAAUACGAUUCCAUCUCGCAAGGUUCCGGGUCAAACACACGGCAGCCUGAGUUUGCUUCCCUUUCGCUUCCAACGCAAUUCGUCCACGUCAUCCCUGUACUCCAGGCGGUCCUCAAGAAUAAAUACCCACCAACUCGAGAUCGGCACGAGCAGUUCAUGAGAGGUGGAAGGUUGAGGGAUACUCUGACGACGGAGGGCGAGGCGGGAUUAAGAGGAAGAAUGAACCCCAAAAACAUGGACGUUUUCGCAAAAUUGGUAGAAUGCUGGUGCUUAGGUUCCAGUAGGAGAGAGAUCGAAACAGAGGAAAAUACAGAUGAUCGCGCCGUGAAAGUUAUUAAUGUCGACGGGUCAGAAGAGCAAUCGGGGUCAAGGACGAGCCCGGAUUGGUCUGGAGAGGUUCCCGAAGCACAAUCAAAUGGCGUUCAAGGCAAAUCUAUCGAAUCUACUUCGAAUGCCGAGCAGGCGACAACGGACGAUAUUCAAAUGGUUCUCGAUGUUGGCGCCCGGUCAAUGACGACAAUCACCGACCCAGCACCUCUCACUACGACCCCAAACGGCACCGAUGCCCAUAUGGAUGUACUGGAUGAAGUAUCUUUCAAAGAAAAUCAUUCCCCUCAUUCCCCACCUCCGAUGGAAAUCGAUACCAAACCCCAGUCUGAAGGCAUCGUCACUGACAUCCAGCUCCAGGGGCCUGAAGAGGUCGAAACCUCUGUUCCCAUAAAGUCUCCACCUCAAAGUAGCCAUCCAUCCUCCUCUGUAACCACACCAUCUGUCGAGCUUGAGCUCGAUGACAAACCAGGACUUGCUCCUCCUCUUCCCCUCUUUAUUACCACCCAAGAUACUACUACUGUUUCUCAAGAUUCAGAAGAGCAAUCACCGUUAACGCCCAUCGCUGAACCUAUAAUAUCCGCUCCUCCGACUGCGUUUGAAGGCAAUGGCGAACGUCCUCGCAAAAAACGAGAACGACAAACGGGUUGCGAGUCUUUUGAGGCGUUGGGCGGGGUUGAGAAAGUCAGCGUGAGUCUGUUAUUCUUUCCCUCUUUGAAUCUGUUAUCCACUGUGCACCUUUCCCGCCCCCUUGUUUAGUACAUUUUGACGAUUCUCUUCCCCGUCGUCAUCCGUCAAAUCUUAUUAUGGCGUGCUGGUAGCCGUACUGUUCCUGGCCAGCUUCAAGUUUUACCAGACGAAGAAGAAUGGGAGUUGUAUCGAAAAGCGGAAGAGCUGGUUAGGGAGACGGAUUGGGUGUUUGAUGUCCGACGGUUACGGGAGACUGCCGAGAAGAAGAUCCGGAGGGAGGAAGGUGUGGGCGUGAAGAAUGUGACGGGGAGAACCAGUAGGAGGGGUUUGAAGGACUAGUGAUCUGUCUGUUCUGUUUGUUUUUGAUGGGAUCUAAGUAGGAGUAGCGUAUCUUUCCCCCAGCCUAUGUUGUAUGUACUGUACGUACCACCGUGUUGCUAUCUUGUUACAUCAGUAAUGAUCUGUACCGCAGUUGUCGCGAUCCAUCAUCUAUACUCGAUUCCGGCUUGAGUAUCACCACCUCCGAAUACAGUUC